Messenger RNA from Pecten maximus, 3852 nucleotides. RefSeq names its product organic cation transporter protein-like. Gene Ontology annotation, biological process: transmembrane transport. The transcript is spliced from 9 exons. Gene Ontology annotation, cellular component: membrane. Gene Ontology annotation, molecular function: transmembrane transporter activity. The record is from RefSeq and is a predicted model, not a curated record. The coding region runs from base 424 to 2082 and encodes 552 amino acids. Lineage: Eukaryota; Metazoa; Mollusca; Bivalvia; Pectinida; Pectinidae.
GGGUCUUAUUCCAGCGUUGGUGAUCUUAGGUUUUACGUACAAGUUAUCAUUUAUUUGAAAAUAAUGUAAACAUGUAUUCAAAUUUCGUAUAUAAGUUUUUAUGAUUAUUCCUUCGAAUAAUAGAUGUUGAAAUUGAACAUAUUUCGUUUCAUUUUAAGGGAAUAUAAUGGAAUACCUGUACUGCGUUAUACAUCUCAGUUAUGUUUGUUUUGUUGUUUCUAUGAUAAAUAUAUAUGUUUAUUCCUUGAAGAUUUGUUGCGCCCUGAUAUUUAUGACUGCAUCAGUAAUGUAAAUGAUCUUAAACUAACUAUGCUCUCAGUUUACAGCGGAACUUUGACCGUUUUUUGUUGUGGGGAGAUAGCGAUAAUCAACGUGGCCACAACCAUAUUGAUUCCGGACAAGUCAGACACAUAACCAGCAACAAUGCAUUUUGAUGAUCUCUUAGUAAUAAUUGGUGGAUUUGGACGUUACCAAAAGAUACGCUUGUUCUUGAUAUGUUUGGUGGGAAUUCUUUGUGCUUUCCAUGCCAUGAAUAUGGUGUUUGUUGGUGCUAAACCAGACUAUCAGUGUAAGAUUGGUGAAAGAAACCUUUCAAGAAAAGAAUUUGCUAAUGCAACUUUACAAGAUUGGAAAACAUUUCUACGAAGUGCAGGAAAAGGAUGUGAGAUUUACAGUCCAUCACAAACAUAUGAUCUGAUAGGUAGUGGAAACCUUACCAUUGACGGAUCGAAAGUUAUAGGUGAUAACAUCCUGUCUACCGAACCGUGCACUGACUGGGAAUAUUCCCAGGACGUGUACGGACCGACCAUCGUAUCUGAGUUUGAUCUGGUAUGCAGUCAGGCCUGGCUGCGAAGUACAGCGAAGACCCUCUACUUCUUUGGUCGAGUGAUUGGUUCUGUAGUAUUUGGACAACUCUCAGACAUAUUUGGUAGGAAACCAAUAUUCCUUACCGGUCUUCUGUCUCUUCUGGUGGCAGGAUGUGUCGCGUCAGCAGCUCCCUCUAUGGCGGUUUUCAUUCCAUUUUAUAUCCUCCAGGGGGCAGCUCAAACCGGCUUGUACUUAGUCGCGUUCACUAUGUGUACCGAGUUGGUUGCUCCACAAUACCGAGUUAUGGCAGGCUUCAUGAUCCAGGGAUUCUACAGUAUUGGAUAUAUGACCCUUUCCUUGCUGGCCUAUUUCAUUCGACAUUGGCGCUACAUAGAGUUAAUUAUAACACUUCCAGUGGUGCUUUUCUCCGUUUACUUAUGUGUGCUGCCUGAAUCCGUACGAUGGUUGUUAUCAAAAAACAAAAUUGAAGAAGCUAGAACAAUAAUAAGGAACGUUGCCAAGGUGAAUAACGUGGAGGUGUCAGAUUCAAUGCUGGAGGAUAUAAAUGACAGAAAAGAGCAGGCGGAAGUGACGGAUGGCAGGAAACACACCUUUAUUGAUUUGUUUAGGCCAUUAGCGAUGCUGGCAAUUUCCGUGAACGUCUGGUUCAAUUGGUUCGUCAAUGCCAUGGUAUACUAUGGUUUGUCCCUCGGUACGGGAAAUUUAGGAGGGGAUCCAUACAUCAAUUUCUGUAUUGCUGGUGCUGUGGAGAUCCCCGCCUAUAUUCUUUGUGUACUUUUCCUUAAUAAACUUGGGAGACGUUGGCCGUUAUGCGGAACCAUGGUUGUCGGUGGAAUUUCAUGUAUCAUAUCCGGAUUCGUACCAGAAGAUCUGUUAGCGGUCAAGAUAACAUUUGCAAUGAUUGGAAAGUUCGGAAUUACUGCAUCGUAUGCCAUCAUCUAUUUAAUGACAGCGGAAGUGUUCCCGACAGUUUUAAGAAACGCUGGUAUGGGCGUCUCCUCAAUGACUGCAAAAGCUGGCGGGAUGCUGGCACCGGUUAUUCUUGAGCUGAGAUUGGUAUGGAUUCCUUUACCCCUGAUAUUAUUUGGGGGUCUGUCGAUCCUGGCUGGAGGCCUAGCUCUAAUACUUCCAGAGACUGCAGGGAGACCCUUACCUCAGACUGUUGAAGAAUGCUUAAGUAACAAAUCCAAAACAGUACAAAAGGAAAAAUGGGAUUCCAAGUCGAGUAACGACGGUAAAAAUGCGAUAUGUUAGGCAACAGACACAUUCUUCCAUCUCGAAUCUUCCUCAUGUGUUCAAUGAUUGUCAUCUUUAAAAGACAAAUUUGUCCAUCAUAUUUCGUUGGGUCGACAGAAUCAAUGAUUAAUAUGAUAUUUGCGCAUUGAAAUUUGCACCAAAACCUAUUAAUGAGUGUUGCAGCAUUUUACCACUGCCAGUAAUGUUAUUAAGUUUUUAUUGUUGUAAGUGAUUUUGCUAUAUGUGUGUCCUACAAUGUAUUUUGGGUUUGGUACUCAUACCUUGAAUUCCCAAUGUUAAGAUCGUAUAUGUUGUUGAUUUCUAACCCCUCAGAAGGUUUUUUUUUUCAAUUACAUUCAAUCCAAAAGAGAAAGAUAUCUUACAGCCAGUGAAUUCGAACAUAUCAUAGACCGUAUUACACUCGGUUAUAUCACGUGUAAACAUCAACCUGUUUUAUGCCAUGUACAUUAGCCUUUUUACAUAGAAUUAUGUCGCAAGAAAAUUCGUAAGAAAAAAAAUCACAUUUAAUCAUUUUUUAAUCAUGAUAAAAGAUAUUUUUCUCUGGAAAGGCCUCAUCAUUAACUAAUAUACAAUGUAGUCAUAAUAAACUGUAUCCACACUCGAUAACAGUAAACAGUCCAAACUAUAUCCACACACGAUAACAGUAAACAGUCCAAACUGUAUCCACACUCGAUUACAGUAAACAGUCCCAACUAUAUCCACACUAGAUUACAGAAAACAGUCCAAACUAUAUCCACACUCGAUCACAGUAAACAUUCCAACCUAUAUCCACACUCGAUAACAGUAAACAGUCCCAACUAUAUCCACACACGAUAACAGUAAACAUUCCAAACUGUAUCCACACACGAUUACAGUAAACAGUCCAAACUAUAUCCACACUCGAUAACAGUAAACAGUCCAAACUAUAUCCACACUCGAUCACAGUUACCAGUCCAAACUAUAUCCACACUCGAUCACAGUUACCAGUCCAAACUAUAUUCACACUCGAUUACAGUAAACAUUCAAAUGCUUUUUGCCUGUUAUACUAAUGUCAAAUCAUUUGAUAUAGUUAAUGUUCUGUAUGGUUAAAUAUUAAAGAGUCUAUUUCAUAUUUAUUGAUUAAUGAUAAAUAAAUUAUCGUUUUUUUUUAAAAUAUCUUCGAAAGGUGCUUGUUUACGACACAUUUAGGUCUUAAUUAACGUGAAACCGUGUGUAGUAAUUGCUAGGUUAGUGCUUGUGAUUAUCAAAGAAAACGUAGAAUAAUUUGUAUGGUAUUUGAUUACGUGAUUGACGUUUUGCGCAGUGAACACAUCACAACCCAUUUGAAUGUAAGCACGUGCCGCCUGGGCGUUUCAUUGUGUUAAGCGUGAACGAUGUAUUAAUUUAAAUAUUGAUUUAGAUUAAGCUAAAACAUUUUGUGUUACCGAUGUACAACGAAUAAAAUAAAAUGACAAAUUGUUUGAUUGUGGAAUCUCCUUUUUCAGAAAUACAUUUUAAACCAAUUGAUGUUUCUCUGAAAUUUGGUAAGCAUCAUAAAUACUUAUUGUUUACGGGUCGAAUUUUCGUAGUUGUCCUUUCACACAUAGUUCGCAGGAGUUCAUUUUCGCUUAAAACUAGAUUUGUGUGUCAACAUUCACAAUAAAUCGUAACCAAUGGUUUGAAUGUUCGCUAAGUAACCGUGCACAUUGCUUACAUCACCGAUUAUGUAGUAUGUAGUUUUGGUUAUCGUAUCAAUCGUAGUUGCUAAUCAAAUCUGAUUUCACGAAAGUCAAAAAAAAAAAAAAAAAA